AUGCCGCGAAAUGAGCAUCAUCGGAACGACAUUUUGUACGUCACGCGACCAACUCGCUACAUUUUAAGCGUGAUCGGCGCUUGGCCCUCCCUCAGUAGACGAAGCUCCGUAUGCUCGAGGGCGCACAAUGUCUUGCUGAUCUGCAUAUCCUACGCUCUCCUCUCCUGCGACCUCAUACCCGGUUUCCUCUACUGGCUGGUGGCGGAAACGGCGCGUCUUCGGCUGCAGACGAUCCCCGUUCUCAUCUACGACGUCAUGUCCGCCAGUCAGUACAGCAUCUUCAUAUUGCGCUACGAUCGGCUCAGGCGGUGCUUGAGGCACGUCGAGGAGGACUGGGAGAACGUUCUCAGCGUGGACGCGCGGAACAUCAUGCUGAAAUCCGCGAGGCUGGGCAAGCGCCUGGUCACGAUCUGCGGACUGUUCAUGUACACCGGAGCCGUCACCUUCCGAACGAUUCUGCCGUUGUCCCAGGGAAAGAUCGUCAUCGACGAGAACACCACGCUACGACGCCUAUCCUGUCCGGGUUACUACUUUUCCCUCGACGUGCAAAUCAGCCCCAUUUACGAGACGCUCUUUAUAAUCCAGUUACUAACGGGAUUCGUUACAGUUUCGAUCGUGACGAGUGCAUGCGGCCUCACGGCGAUUUUCGUGGUGCACGCAUGCGGCCAAUUGAAAAUCCUGAUCGGCCUGUUGAGAGGGCUCGUGGAGAAGCAGUGGCAAGAGGAGCGCGAAAUGAAUAAGAAGCUAGCCGAGGUAGUCGAGCAUCAAGACUGGCAAAGUAGGAAUGUAACAGCUUUAUGUAUGUAUAUGGUAAGCAUUGUAAAUGUGACACUCCACAUAUUUCUAUUUUGCUAUACCGGUGAACAGCUUACCACCCAGGCGGAAAAGGUAGCCACUACAUCCUGCGAGCUCGAGUGGUAUCGUCUUCCGAACAGAAAGGCGCGUAGCGUCGUAUUGCUGAUAAUUAUGUCCAACGCGCCGACCAAGAUCUCUGGAAAGUUCGCCGAUCUCUCGCUCAAAACGUUUGGCGAUGUAAGUAAAUUAACUACGAAAUUAAUUAUUCGUUUCUACGAAAGACUGUCUAAAUAUAUUGAAGCUUUUCAUAGCUGUUCGUCUUAUCGUUAAUUGUAGCAAAGUUAUAAUCAUA
Messenger RNA from Wasmannia auropunctata (little fire ant), 1147 nucleotides. RefSeq names its product odorant receptor 4-like. The transcript is spliced from 3 exons. Bases 1 to 1125 code for a protein of 374 amino acids. Gene Ontology annotation, cellular component: plasma membrane. Gene Ontology annotation, molecular function: olfactory receptor activity; odorant binding. Lineage: Eukaryota; Metazoa; Arthropoda; Insecta; Hymenoptera; Formicidae. Gene Ontology annotation, biological process: detection of chemical stimulus involved in sensory perception of smell; sensory perception of smell. The record is from RefSeq and is a predicted model, not a curated record.